This is a messenger RNA of Oncorhynchus keta (chum salmon), 6781 nucleotides long. Its product is annotated as X-linked interleukin-1 receptor accessory protein-like 2. The transcript is spliced from 11 exons. Lineage: Eukaryota; Metazoa; Chordata; Actinopteri; Salmoniformes; Salmonidae. Bases 287 to 2569 code for a protein of 760 amino acids. The record is from RefSeq and is a predicted model, not a curated record. Gene Ontology annotation, biological process: interleukin-18-mediated signaling pathway. Gene Ontology annotation, molecular function: interleukin-18 receptor activity.
GGUUUCCAACUGUCUAAGAGGCAAGCUGCACAGACUAGUGGCUAAAGGAGAACAGAGCAGUGGAACGCAGGGAAACUAGUUCAGAUGAGUCCCUUUUCAUUUACUAGGAAAGGAAGGGACUGACAGCUAUAUGUCUGGUUUUAGAGUGGUGAAAGAGAUUCUGUUUCCAGGAAACCCAGAUCCUUGUGACAGUUAUGACACGCAGUGGUGGGUUUGAUAUUGGAAUGAAGGAAGUGGUGGGUUUGAUAUUGAAAUGAAGGAAGUGGUGGGUUUGAUAUUGGAAUGAAUGCAGUUCUACGGAGUGAUGCACCCUGGACCGUCACUGGCUUUAGCAAUCAUCGCAUGUUUUCUGCAGAGAUACUUCUGUGUAAGUCGCUGGGACAAGGAAGAAGGUUUGAAGCCAGGCUCCGAGACGUACGGCUACAAAGCUUUCUCUGGGGAGGGGUUUGUCAUGCAAUGUACCAAACCACAGUCCGCCGGUCUCUGUGAGCGCCUCUACAACAUCACAGCCAGCUCUGAGGAAGCUGAUUGGUCGAAGGCCGAGGGGGAAACCAACAGAGACAGAGAUGACGGGGCCGUGACAGGACGGGGGAACGCGCUCUGGUUCUCUACCGUUACUGCAAAGGACUCUGGGAAGUACACAUGCCACACAGGUGGUAUGGUGAUCCACGUCUAUGUGGAGGUGCUGGAGAGGGCCAGCCUGGGGUGCAGGGACACAGAGGAGAACAGAGUCACUCUGGUUCUGGGCAAAGGUGGCAGGAUCCCAUGCCCUGGGAUCAAAUGUCAGACACAGAGGUCAGAGGUCACAUGGUACAAGGAUGCCAGGCCUGUGUGUGAGAUACAGGAUAAGAGGACUAUCUCUGUGGAAGACAGGUAUACUCUUCUGCUGGGUACUGUCUAUGUGAGUGAUGCUACAGUGUAUUUCUGUGACUACACCUACGAAGACAACGGGAUCCCCUGGACAGUCAGGAGAUCUGUUAACGUCUCGGUCAUACCCGCUGACUCCAAAGACCCUCCACAGAUUAGACCUGGGGAGCCUCAUAAUCUGAGCUGUCAGGUGCAUUUUGGGUUCCAGAGGACCUUUGACCCAGUGGUCCAGUGGUGGAUCAGUUCCCAUAGCAACCAUGAAGGCAUGAUGAAACUGAUGGAGAUGGAAGCACAGCAGGUGUGGGAAAGGAGUAUUGAAGAGUUGGAGUUCACGGUCACCAGGACAGCUCAAAUCCCGGAGGUGACCCAGCUACACCUGGACUCCACCUUCACCUGUCUGGCCCAGAACUCUGUAGGCAACAGCAGCGCCACCAUCAGGCUGACAAGGAAAUCUGCAGUUUCCCGUGUGCUGGUGAUAGUGUGUCCGGUGGUGUCUCUGCUGUUUGUAGCUGGGAUGGGCAUUACAGUGCACCUCUACUGGCUAGAGAUCUCUAUUCUCUACAGAAUCUACCUCCCAUACAAACAGACCACCACAGACGACAAGGAAUAUGAUGCCUUUGUGUCCUACGUGCCCAGCUCUUCCUCUGAGGAGGCGGGGGGACGAGGAAGAGGAGAGGAGGCGCUGGAGGUGCUCCUGCCCAGGGUUCUGGAGGGGCAGUGGGGCUACCACCUCUUUCUGCUAGAGAGAGACCUGCUGCCGGGCGGAGCGUAUACAGAGGAUGUGGUGUGUGCGAUCCGCAGCAGCAGGCGACUGGUGUGUGUCCUGAGUCCUGACUACCUGGCCAGUACCUGUCUGUUUGAACUGGAGACAGGCAUCAGAGCCUUACAACAAGACCCACACUUCAGACUCAUCCUCAUCUGGACCAGCCCCAACCCCAGUCCUAGCCCCACCAUCCCCAACCCCAGUCCUAGCCCCACCAUCCCCAACCCCAGUCCUAGCCCCACCAGCCCCAACACCAGUCCUAGCCCCACCAUCCCCAACCCCAGUCCUAGCCCCACCAUCCCCAACCCCAGUCCUAGCCCCACCAUCCCCAACCCCAGUCCUAGCCCCACCAUCCCCAACCCCAGUCCUAGCCCCACCAUCCCCAACCCCAGUCCUAGCCCCACCAUCCCCAACCCCAGUCCUAGCCCCACCAUCCCCAACCCCAGUCCUAGCCCCACCAUCCCCAACCCCAGCCCUAGCCCCACCAUCCCCAACCCCAGUCCUAGCCCCACCAUCCCCAACCCCAGUCCUAGCCCCACCAUCCCCAACCCCAGUCCUAGCCCCACCAUCCCCAACCCCAGUCCUAGCCCCACCAUCCCCAACCCCAGUCCUAGCCCCACCAUCCCCAACCCCAGUCCUAGCCCCAGCACCACCAGCCCAACCAGCAGCAGGCCUCUAUCUCUACCCCUGUCUCACACCCUGGGCAUGGUGACUCCAGCCUCACCGCUGCCUCCACUAGUUCGGAGGGCCAUCAGAGUCCUGCCUGCUCUGCACUGGACCCCCCAGGACCAGGGAAGGAUGAUAACUAGCUCCAACUCUGGAUCACGGUUCUGGAGAUCCCUCCACAAGGCCAUGCCAGCCCAGAGUGGGACUGGGACAGACACACAGACACUGUUAGACAGACACACAGACACCCAGGACAGAGUGACUGUUUUGUAGUCGUUAGGGCGGUUCUCCAGUAACUUGACACCUUGUAUAUAUAUUUUUUGGGGUUGAGGGACCUGUGGUUUCAUGGUUGUUGCUUCUAAGAAUGUGUCGUUAAGUCCUGGAACCUGGUAACGUAGUGGUUAGCAGUCAAAGCAGUGGUUCCUGGUAAAUAGCAGUCAAGGCAGUGGUUCCUGGUAAAUGGCAGUCAAAGCAGUGGUUCCUGGUAAAUAGCAGUCAAAGCAGUGGUUCCUGGUAAAUGGCAGUCAAUGCAGUGGUUCCUGGUAAAUGGCAGUCAAAGCAGUGGUUCCUGGUAAAUAGCAGUCAAUGCAGUGGUUCCUGGUAAAUAGCAGUCAAAGCAGUGGUUCCUGGUAAAUAGCAGUCAAAGCAGUGGUUCCUGGUAAAUGGCAGUCAAAGCAGUGGUUCCUGGUAAAUGGCAGUCAAAGCAGUGGUUCCUGGUAAAUAGCAGUCAAAGCAGUGGUUCCUGGUAAAUGGCAGUCAAAGCAGUGGUUCCUGGUAAAUGGCAGUCAAAGCAGUGGUUCCUGGUAAAUGGCAGUCAAUGCAGUGGUUCCUGGUAAAUGGUAGUCAAAGCAGUGGUUCCUGGUAAAUGGCAGUCAAAGCAGUGGUUCCUGGUAAAUGGCAGUCAAAGCAGUGGUUCCUGGUAAAUGGCAGUCAAAGCAGUGGUUCCUGGUAAAUAGCAGUCAAAGCAGUGGUUCCUGGUAAAUAGCAGUCAAAGCAGUGGUUCCUGGUAAAUAGCAGUCAAUGCAGUGGUUCCUGGUAAAUGGUAGUCAAAGCAGUGGUUCCUGGUAAAUAGCAGUCAAAGCAGUGGUUCCUGGUAAAUGGUAGUCAAAGCAGUGGUUCCUGGUAAAUGGUAGUCAAAGCAGUGGUUCCUGGUAAAUGGCAGUCAAAGCAGUGGUUCCUGGUAAAUGGUAGUCAAAGCAGUGGUUCCUGGUAAAUAGCAGUCAAAGCAGUGGUUCCUGGUAAAUGGUAGUCAAAGCAGUGGUUCCUGGUAAAUGGCAGUCAAAGCAGUGGUUCCUGGUAAAUGGUAGUCAAAGCAGUGGUUCCUGGUAAAUGGCAGUCAAUGCAGUGGUUCCUGGUAAAUAACAGUCAAAGCAGUGGUUCCUGGUAAAUGGUAGUCAAAGCAGUGGUUCCUGGUAAAUAGCAGUCAAAGCAGUGGUUCCUGGUAAAUGGUAGUCAAAGCAGUGGUUCCUGGUAAAUGGUAGUCAAAGCAGUGGUUCCUGGUAAAUAACAGUCAAAGCAGUGUUUCCUGGUAAAUAGCAGUCAAAGCAGUGGUUCCUGGUAAAUAACAGUCAAAGCAGUGGUUCCUGGUAAAUGGCAGUCAAUGCAGUGGUUCCUGGUAAAUAGCAAUCAAAGCAGUGGUUCCUGGUAAAUAGCAGUCAAAGCAGUGGUUCCUGGUAAAUAGCAAUCAAAGCAGUGGUUCCUGGUAAAUGGCAGUCAAAGCAGUGGUUCCUGGUAAAUGGCAGUCAAAGCAGUGGUUCCUGGUAAAUGGCAGUCAAAGCAGUGGUUCCUGGUAAAUGGCAGUCAAUGCAGUGGUUCCUGGUAAAUAGCAGUCAAAGCAGUGGUUCCUGGUAAAUAGCAGUCAAAGCAGUGGUUCCUGGUAAAUAGCAGUCAAUGCAGUGGUUCCUGGUAAAUGGUAGUCAAAGCAGUGGUUCCUGGUAAAUAGCAGUCAAAGCAGUGGUUCCUGGUAAAUGGCAGUCAAAGCAGUGGUUCCUGGUAAAUGGCAGUCAAAGCAGUGGUUCCUGGUAAAUAGCAGUCAAAGCAGUGGUUCCUGGUAAAUAGCAGUCAAUGCAGUGGUUCCUGGUAAAUGGUAGUCAAAGCAGUGGUUCCUGGUAAAUGGCAGUCAAAGCAGUGGUUCCUGGUAAAUAGCAGUCAAUGCAGUGGUUCCUGGUAAAUGGUAGUCAAAGCAGUGGUUCCUGGUAAAUAGCAGUCAAAGCAGUGGUUCCUGGUAAAUAGCAGUCAAUGCAGUGGUUCCUGGUAAAUGGUAGUCAAAGCAGUGGUUCCUGGUAAAUAGAAGUCAAAGCAGUGGUUCCUGGUAAAUAGCAGUCAAUGCAGUGGUUCCUGGUAAAUGGCAGUCAAAGCAGUGGUUCCUGGUAAAUGGCAGUCAAUGCAGUGGUUCCUGGUAAAUGGUAGUCAAAGCAGUGGUUCCUGGUAAAUAGCAGUCAAAGCAGUGGUUCCUGGUAAAUAGCAGUCAAUGCAGUGGUUCCUGGUAAAUGGUAGUCAAAGCAGUGGUUCCUGGUAAAUAGCAGUCAAAGCAGUGGUUCCUGGUAAAUGUCAGUCAAAGCAGUGGUUCCUGGUAAAUAGCAGUCAAAGCAGUGGUUCCUGGUAAAUAGCAGUCAAAGCAGUGGUUCCUGGUAAAUAGCAGUCAAUGCAGUGGUUCCUGGUAAAUGGUAGUCAAAGCAGUGGUUCCUGGUAAAUAGCAGUCAAAGCAGUGGUUCCUGGUAAAUGGCAGUCAAAGCAGUGGUUCCUGGUAAAUGGCAGUCAAAGCAGUGGUUCCUGGUAAAUAGCAGUCAAAGCAGUGGUUCCUGAUAAAUAGCAGUCAAUGCAGUGGUUCCUGGUAAAUGGUAGUCAAAGCAGUGGUUCCUGGUAAAUGGCAGUCAAAGCAGUGGUUCCUGGUAAAUAGCAGUCAAUGCAGUGGUUCCUGGUAAAUGGUAGUCAAAGCAGUGGUUCCUGGUAAAUAGCAGUCAAAGCAGUGGUUCCUGGUAAAUAGCAGUCAAUGCAGUGGUUCCUGGUAAAUGGUAGUCAAAGCAGUGGUUCCUGGUAAAUAGCAGUCAAAGCAGUGGUUCCUGGUAAAUAGCAGUCAAUGCAGUGGUUCCUGGUAAAUGGCAGUCAAAGCAGUGGUUCCUGGUAAAUGGCAGUCAAUGCAGUGGUUCCUGGUAAAUGGUAGUCAAAGCAGUGGUUCCUGGUAAAUAGCAGUCAAAGCAGUGGUUCCUGGUAAAUAGCAGUCAAUGCAGUGGUUCCUGGUAAAUGGUAGUCAAAGCAGUGGUUCCUGGUAAAUAGCAGUCAAAGCAGUGGUUCCUGGUAAAUGUCAGUCAAAGCAGUGGUUCCUGGUAAAUAGCAGUCAAUGCAGUGGUUCCUGGUAAAUGUCAGUCAGUGCAGAUCCUGGGUGUGUUCUUUUUUCAGUAAUUGGUCUUUUAAACCAACCAGGUCAGGUUUUUUCUCCAAUAACUGUGCUAAAGAUCAGAGUCCUUAAAGCACACCGUAGCACAAGGUUUUGGACCAUAGCAAAACCUUUGGCAAACGGAAAAUGUUUUGCAACAAAAACUACUUUCUAUUGGACAAAUUCAGGUUCUGACCCCGUUUCUCUUGCUUCUGUUGAGUUCUGUUUGUUUCCUAGUUAAUACACCCCAGAAGAGGUAUUUAUUUAUAUUACAAACCAACUACAGUACAGAGAAGGACCUAACAUACUUGCAUAAGCUACAGUUAGAGACAGCUGUUGACAGCAGAAUAACUAGUUUCCUUAUGUGAAGGAAAAAAUGUCUUUCCAUUUUGAAAGAAUAUAAUAGCACAGAUAGAACAAUAAGACCGAUAUUUCACCGGGUGUAUAAAUGUGAAGCAUCCGCUUGUUCUGCCCACCACGGCUCAUUCAUUCCCCUUUUGAAACGACAGGGUGUGGUCUAUCUUGGUUUAGUUAUAACAAUCUUUGAUAAUUACUGUCCUCCGCUCCUCUUCUUAUACCCAGUAACAUCAUCAAGAUUGUCAUUGAGGCUUUACAUGAUUUAUGCAUUUGAAGAAUGUAUAUGAUACACUGGUAUGUGCAUUGUGGUUCAAUUGAUUUUUUUGUUGUUGCAUAAAUAUCAUUAAAAAAUACAUUUCAUUUUGGAAUUGAAUGUAAGUUUAUUGUCCUAAUAUGAAUAUUUCUACAUGUCAACCUCAGGCACGGGAGAAAUGGUUCCUGUCUGGGAUCACUCUGUAAAGGCAUGACAGACAGUGAGGGAAAGGCCAGGGUUGAAAACCCUGUUAGGACUGUUAUAAAGUAGUGAUAUAUCCUAGAUGAGUCAAACUAUUAUUAAGUUGUCUUGAAGUUCCCUUUCCCAAAACGUAUCCUCAUUGCUCUGAACUACACCCACUCCAGUCUGCUAUAUAACACACACACACACACACACACACACACACACACACACACACACACACACACACACACACACACACACACACACACACACACACACACACACACACACACAUACACACACACACACACACACA